Cornus florida is the source of this 2863-nucleotide messenger RNA. RefSeq lists its product as uncharacterized. The transcript is spliced from 21 exons. Gene Ontology annotation, biological process: protein phosphorylation. Lineage: Eukaryota; Viridiplantae; Streptophyta; Magnoliopsida; Cornales; Cornaceae. The record is from RefSeq and is a predicted model, not a curated record. Bases 211 to 2601 code for a protein of 796 amino acids. Gene Ontology annotation, molecular function: protein kinase activity; ATP binding.
GGUGUAGAAGCAUUUGUUCUCAAUAUCGCGAAGUACCGAAUCAAGAAGCCCAUUAUUUUCGCUCCGCUUCCUCUUGCGCUUCUGUAUCGCACCGUCUUUCACCAAGACACAGAUCGAAUCAUCGAACCAACAACAACAACGUUCAUCUCUCUUCUUUCUCUCUGUCAUCCCAAGCCAAGAGACAGAGUUGUGAGUUGUUGAUCGAAAGAAAUGUUUAGAUUCUUGAAAGGCGUCGUCGCCGGAUCUGGUUCGGGACCUAAAGAUCUACCCUACAACAUCGGAGAACCUUACUCCUCCGGCUGGGGCUCUUGGACUCACCAUCGCGGCACCUCCAAGGAUGACGGGUCUUUGGUGUCAAUAUUUUCUCUUUCAGGAAGUAAUGCCAAUGAUGGACAUUUAGCUGCUGGUCGUAAUGGCGUCAAGCGUCUUCGAACGGUGAGACAUCCAAAUAUUUUAUCAUUUCUUUACAGCACAGAGGUUGAAACUUCUGAUGGAACCUCUACAAAGGUCACUAUCUAUAUUGUCACCGAGCCUGUUUUGCCACUGUCAGAAAAGAUCAAGGAAUUAGGAUUGGAAGGAACACAAAGGGAUGAGUACUAUGCAUGGGGACUGAGCCGCAUAGCUAAAGCAGUGAGCUUUUUAAAUAAUGACUGUAAACUUGUUCAUGGUAACGUUUGCAUGGCCAGUGUUGUUGUUACUCAAACUUUGGACUGGAAGCUCCACGCUUUUGAUGUUCUGUCUGAGUUUGAUGGGAAUAAUGAAGCAUCUACAGGACCAAUGCUGCAAUAUGAAUGGCUUAUUGGUUCACAAUACAAACCGACGGAAUUGUUAAAGUCUGACUGGGCAGUCAUCAGAAAAUCUCCACCUUGGGCUAUUGAUUCUUGGGGUUUGGGCUGUCUAAUUUAUGAACUUUUCUCUGGUAUGAAACUGAGCAAGACCGAGGAGCUGCGUAACACCGCUUCCAUACCAAAGUCUCUACUUCCAGAUUAUCAGCGGCUCUUGAGUUCCAUGCCGGCUCGCAGGAUGAACUCAUCUAAACUUAUAGAAAAUAGCGAAUAUUUCCAAAAUAAGUUGGUGGAUACCAUACAUUUUAUGGAAAUUCUUAACUUGAAGGACAGCGUUGAGAAGGAUACAUUCUUCCGGAAGCUCCCCAAUCUAGCAGAGCAGCUUCCGAGGCAAAUUGUGCUGAAAAAGUUACUUCCUUUAUUAGCUUCCGCCUUAGAAUUUGGUUCUGCUGCUGCCCCUGCAUUAACUGCACUUUUGAAGAUGGGUUCUUGGCUCCCACCUGAAGAAUUUAGCGCCAAGAUACUACCAACAGUUGUUAAACUUUUUGCCUCCAAUGACCGGGCUAUUCGAGUUGGUCUCCUGCAGCAUGUUGAUCAAUUUGGAGAGUCACUGUCAGCCCAAAUUGUUGAUGAGCAAGUUUACCCUCAUGUUGCUACAGGGUUCUCUGAUACUUCUGCAUUUCUUCGGGAAUUGACGCUCAAGUCCAUGCUUAUUCUAGCUCCUAAGCUCUCUCAACGCACUAUGGCAGGAUCUUUGUUGAAGUAUCUUUCAAAGCUUCAGGUUGAUGAAGAACCAGCAAUUAGAACGAACACCACUAUACUACUUGGGAAUAUCGCCACUCACCUUAAUGAAGGGACACGGAAAAGAGUUUUGAUAAAUGCAUUUACAGUUCGUGCUUUGCGUGAUACAUUUUCUCCUGCACGAGGAGCUGGUGUUAUGGCUUUAUGUGCCACCAGUUCCUAUUAUGACAUCACUGAAAUUGCAACUCGGAUUCUGCCAAACGUUGUUGUGCUUACCAUUGAUCCUGACAGUGAUGUUCGAUCAAAGUCAUUUCAAGCAGUUGACCAGUUUUUGCAAAUAGUGAAGCAGUACCAUGAGAAGAAAAAUGCCGGGGAUACCACUGGUGAUUCAAGCAUUGGAAUUCCAUCAAUGCCAGGAAAUACAAGUUUACUUGGAUGGGCCAUGAGUUCCUUGACCCUUAAAGGCAAGCCUUCUGAACAAACUCCACUUUCUUCGGCAAAUUCCACCACACCUCUUACUUCUGAUGUUGACAAUGCCAGAUUGGUGACAGACGGUGCAAGUACAACGCUAGUCAAGGUAAGUUCUAGCACAGAUAUAGCUGAUCAACCAGCUCCUGUGUCGCCUACAUCAACUGAUGGUUGGGGAGAACUUGAAAAUGGACUUCAUGAAGAGCAUGAAAGUGACAAAGAUGGGUGGGAUGAUAUUGAGCCACUUGAGGAGCCAAAGCCAUCUCCAGCUCUUACAAACAUCCAAGCAGCACAAAAGCGGCCUGUCUCACAUCCGAAGCCACAAGUUGCGAGUUUGCGACCAAAAAAUACAAUGAAUGUGACCAAAGAUGAGGAUGAUGAUUUGUGGGGGUCCAUUGCUGCUUCUGCUCCAAAAUCAACAUCAAAACCUUUGAACGUAAAAAAAGCAGGAACACUUGAUGAUGACGACCCCUGGGCUGCCAUUGCGGCUCCUCCACCUACCACCAGGGCCAAGCCGUUAUCAGCUGGGCGAGGCCGAGGUUCAAAACCUGCUGGUCAAAGAUUGGGUGCUCAAAGGAUAAACCGGACCUCCUCUUCUGGGAUGUAAAUACAGGGGAAAGGGAAAGAAAAAAAGAAAAGAAAAGAUAGAUGAUGGUGAAAGGAAUGGGUUAAGAUUAAGAUGAGUUGUGUAAUUUUUUUUUUUACUUUUGAAUUUUAUUGUAGCUGUGUUCAUAUCAAAAUAUAAUGCAUUUAUGUCAUCACAAUGAGGUGUAUUUGUACUUUUAUCCAACAUUACAUUUGAUUUGUAAUAUUAUUUUUUCCAAAUAUUAAUUUUCAUAUUCUUGAAAUAUCAAUAUUCUUUCUCUCAA